AGGGUUACGCCUGUUUUGUUAAUACUUGCCUCAAGUUUAAGCUCGGCGAACAAAGAAAAUGCGAUAUCAGCAAAAAAGGACAUUGUCGAAGAGAUACUGAGUGCUUUGGAAGAGUGGACAAAGGCCUUGGGCUUACCUAAAGCUGAUGAUCGGAUUGCAUCCUUGCCUGCCACAGGAGUUUCGGGCAAGGAUCCGGUGGAAGAAUGUGUACAGCUGUUAGAAGAUAUUAAAAUAACUAUUGAAAAGCCUUUAAUUUUUACUAAAAGACGGCCAUCAGAAAGUGUGGAUCCUGAAGAUUAUAGUCAUAAACCUGUUGUCAGCAAAAAAGAGUGGACGCAUAAUGUGACUUUAGUACUCAACUCUGACGAGACAUCAGACUCGCCUGCAAUUAGUAGUGCUAUAGUCAAAGUUCCUUGCAAGAGCUCUCAGGAAAUUUCCUGCAAGACACCUCAGGAAACUCCUUGCAAGCCUCUUCAGGAAACUCCUUGCAAGCCUCUUCAGGAAAUUCCUUGCACGAUACCUCAGGAAACGCCUUGCAAAAUACCUCGGGAAACGCCUUGUAAGAUCCCCCAAACACGUUUAGAUUUGAAUGGGGACAUUACGCUAUCCUAUCAAACACCGCAAAGACGCUUGCUUAAUGAACAUACAGUAACUCGCGUCGAGGAUAUAUCUAAUCUCGGAACAAACAGAAGAUGGACGCGACUAAACGACAAAACACUUGAACAAAUGGCUUCUCUUACAUACGCCUUCAGGACUAGAGCUCAGAAAACAAAAGAU
Paraglomus occultum is the source of this 777-nucleotide messenger RNA. The record is from the annotation of a GenBank genome assembly. Lineage: Eukaryota; Fungi; Glomeromycota; Glomeromycetes; Paraglomerales; Paraglomeraceae.